AUGAAAAAAUUUAAACAAAAGAAUUCGAAAUUGAAACUUCUUAAUCAUUUGGGACAAACCCAGAAUUAAAAUCAACCAAAAGCACUUCUUACAGUAUCUAUUUAAAAAAUGAAUUUAAAAGAUAUCAAAGAUGGAGGAAUUGAUUUCUUAACUUUUGAACAUGGAAUAGAUAAAAUAUCAUCUUAAAGUGAAGAAAUAAUAAAAAGAAUGUGUAAUUAUGAAAGCUAUAUUAAUUGGAAUUAAUUCUUGAAUAUUUUAAAUGGGAUUUCUGGGAAAACAUUAGAAUCUAAAAUUAAUAUUUUUAUAAAUGUUGCAGAUACUGAUAAAAGUGGAACUCUAGCAAAAGAAGAAAUAAGUGAGUUAUGUAAUAUAUGUUUAAAAAAAAUUCUUCCUGUAUAAAAUGGAGAUGAUUCUAUGAUUAAAGAUUUAGUUGAUUAUUUCACAAAAUUAUUAUUUAGUAGUUUAAAUGUUGAUCUAGAAGAUGAAAUUCCACUAUAUAAAUUAAAGGAUGCAAUAUUAAAUGGAAAUCCUGAAAGUGAUUUAAUAUGUUUUUUCUGUGGUAUAGAAAAUAAUCAUUGA
Messenger RNA from Ichthyophthirius multifiliis, 579 nucleotides. RefSeq names its product leucine rich repeat protein. NCBI's taxonomy places the organism in Eukaryota, Ciliophora, Oligohymenophorea, Hymenostomatida. The record is from RefSeq and is a predicted model, not a curated record. The transcript has 4 exons. Gene Ontology annotation, molecular function: calcium ion binding.